AUUCAUUCGCGUAUACUUGGGGUCAAUUGAAUUUCUAAGGUUGUCAACUUGUUAAAUGGCAACAAAAAUGGCGAUGUGAAUGUGAACAGUUAAUAUUCAUCUUCUGUAGCGUACGUUAUAAUAAGCGGGUCUCCCCCUGAAUAUUGAUAUAGAAGUGAGUAAAAGGUCGCUGACGGUGUGUGCGUGAGUGUGUGGUGUGCCGUUGAUCUAGUGCGUCGUGUGCGUGACUUCUUCGUCCGUCGUGCAUGCGUGCGUGCGUGCGUGCGUGCCUGGUGCGUGCGUCCGUGCGUCCGUGCAUCUGUCUUCUUGCUGCUGUCUAUCUGUUUGUCUCUGUGUGUGUUUUUAGUGCAUAAAGUGUGUAAUUUCGAUCGAAAAAAUAUGUUAGAGACUUUUUGAAGUAUGAGCGAAGGAGCGGAUUCGAGUACGCGUAUUUGCGAGAAUUCGCUUACGACCUUGAACACUGAGGACAAACCUAAUGUGCCUCUAUCAACGGAAAGUAAGGGGACGACAACGAGGACGACGAAGGAGACGACGACGUCGACGACGUCGACCACGACAAUUGCUACAACAACAACAAUAACAACGGCGACGACGACGACGACGACAACAACAACAACAUCAUCAUCAUCAUACACUCCUAGAAGGCCACGAUUUGGUACUGGCAAUGUUCCGGUCUCCCCAUACAUAUGGAUUGAUGGUAGACAAAUAAGAAGCGCUUUGGCGUAUACGAAGAAAUGGCCUCCUCGACGAGUGAGUUUCCCAACAAAUGACAUGAAUUUGGUUACGGGGUAUUUGGAGCCACCUAAUCCUUGGAGACACGCUGAAAAUGUGAAUCGUGAGGACUUGAUCAAAGCAUAUAAGGAAUCCUGCCAACGGCACAACACUGAGCCAUUGGAAAAAGUUUUAGCUCAAUUAGAGAGUUGGGAUUUGUCAGAAGAACGUAAUAAUGAAUUUAACUUAAAUGGAAUUAAUUUGGAUGUAAAUAAUUCAGAAACGUUAGAAGAAAUUCUUAAAAGAAUUCAAUUUAAAAAAAUUGACUUGGGAGCUACAUCUUUAAACGAUGAGAGUUCUGUAAUAUUAUUUGAUAUGCUAGAAUAUUAUGAAUCCGCAAAACACUUGAACAUUUCAUCCAAUUCAGAUAUCGGAGCUCGUGGUUGGCAAGCAUGUUCGCACAUGAUCAAAAAGACCCAAUGUUUAGAACAGCUUGAAGCUAAGGAUGUAACGCUUAAUGAACAGUACAUGAAUAUUUUGAGCCGCGCAUUAAGAUUAGUCUACCAUCUACACGUCCUUAAAUUAGAAAAUUGUGGACUUUCAGGAAGACCUAUCGCCACACUAGUUACAGCUCUGAAAAUGAAUACAGGGAUAAGAGAACUUUACUUAGCUGACAAUGGACUUGAUUUUUACGAUGCUAUACAACUUGGAUCUUUAUUAAGGCUCAAUAAUCAUUUACAAUUACUUGAUAUUAGUAAUAAUAAUAUUCAAGAUGAUGGUGUGCAUGAUCUAUUAGAAGGACUUAUUAAUCAAGUUCAAGAGGAUAAAGAGGGCAAAGGAUUGAGUAUACUCAUAUUAUGGAAUAAUCGCCUUACUAAAAAAUCAUCUAAUUCUUUCUCUCGUAUUAUUUCAUUGUCAAGAACAUUGGAAACUUUAAAUAUUGGACAAAAUAUGUUAACCAGUGAAAUGUUAAUCACCGUAAAAGAUUCGCUUAAACAAAAUCGUAUACUUUUACAAUUGGGAAUGCAAUCCACAGAUCUGACAUGUAAUGGUAUAAUCGCUUUAUCUGAUGUCAUUGAAAAUAAUCAAGUUUUACAGAGGAUAGAUUUGCGAGAUAAUAGUAUACAGAUGACAGGAAUGAAAGCUCUUAGCACAGCAAUGCAGAAGAACAAGAGUGUCGUACAAUUGGAUUUAGAUGACAGGCCUCGAAUAAAAAUAGACGGAACAUUACAUCAGUAUAUGGAUGUUUUGGAGGAAGUUAGAAGUUAUUGUGCACGAAAUAAAGAAAAUCAACAGCUGAAUGAGAAUACUGGAGAUUCAGAAAGUCCAAGACAUCAUAGCAGAUUUUUUAGCGCGAGUUCCCGUAAGAUCUCGCUUACUUGUCAGACACUGCCAUGUUCUCCAUCACCCAUGACUUCAGUAACCACCGAGGAUACAGGGCGAUCGACGCUUGAACCAAAACGUACUAGUGGGGGUCGCCUCCGUUCCCCGGCUCCUAGUCCUAUCCCCUCACCUGUCGCAAGCCCAAUACCAAGUCCUUCUAGAAGUCGAUUUGUGGUGUCUCGAGUUUCAGAAGCAUCGUUACGUUCCACAGAUUCCUCAACAUCAUCAUCUCCUGUAACUCCAACAUCGCUAGGACCAAUGUCCACGUGUUUCUUUCCUUCCACAAGUGGAACAUCUAGGUUUCGUGUGUCAAUCGUUGAAUCAUCAUCAUCAUCAUCAUCAUCAUCAAGUUGUCCAUCUACACCUAAGUCUGUUUUCGCAUCAUCUAAAUCGAAUGUUACCAUUGGGUUCAACUUUAAAAUCGAUUCAGUAGAGUCUGCGGAUUCGGACGAUUCGGAUAAUGUAUUUAAAUCAGAGACAGAAACAAAAAAAGAGACCAUUGAUAAACAUGAUGCACAAGAAAUUGCAAUAAAUAGUGAAAUUAGCACGAUUCCAAUUAAUAAUAAUAAUAAACAUGAUAGUAUACAACCAUUGAAUAUAUCUGAUAAUAUAAAUGAACAGAGUACAAAUGAAUGUUUCACUGCUAGUAACAAUUCUAGCGAAGUUAAUACUCAAGAUAACUUAAAUCUUUAUACUGUCGAACAUAAGGAAGAUUCUAAAGACAAUCAAAGUGAUCCUCUAAAAGAAGAAACGAUAAUAGAUACUUCGGAAUUAAUAUGUAAGAAAACUGAUUAUUGUAAAAGUGAAAUUGUACAAGAUGCGCAAAUCGAUUUGAAAGAUAAUAUUGACGAAGCAAAUGUUAAUAACGAAAAACUUGAUCUUAUCGAUUUAAAUAACGAAGAGCCAAAUAUGCAGCAAUCGGUAGAAGAUAUUUUAUCUGCAAAAUCACAAGUUCCAUUAUUAGAUAAUAAAAGUGCUCCUCCGGUUCAGAAGCAACACACUUCUGGUUUGGAAAAGCUUCCUAGCUUGUUUCAAAGUAAAGCUAAUUUUUUUUCAGAAUCAUCGAAUAUCAGUCAAACGGAUUUUCGAAAUUUAUUGCAAGGUAGUGUAAAUAGCGUGUUAGCAUUUGGCGAUAAAUUUCAUCAGUAUUUUAAGGAUGGUAAAGCUAUAUGUAAAAGUAAUGCUUCUGGAACAUUUGCAGACAUUAUAUCUUUACCGACUAAAAGUAAACCGUUAAAGUCAUUAAAUGUAACACAAUUACCAAGUAUACAAACUUUAACAAAUAUGUUUGCUUCAUUUAAAACUGAGACUACUAAUACUACUAAUGCCUCAGAACAACAGUCAUCGAAAAAGUGCUCAAAUCAAAUAACGAAGCACCCAGAUCAAGGAUAUAAUAAUGAAGAAAAAGUUAAAGAGAAAAGUUUAAAUGAAAAACCAUUACAUAAUACUAGUGUAGAAUCAUCCAGUUGUUACGAUAGUAAAAAAAACUACUUAAGUAGCGAUAAAGAAGAUGAAGCUAGUGUAUCUAGUUUAAAUAUUCAAACGUUACCUGAUAAUGUCCAAUUAAAAGAUGAAGGGCAUGCUAGCAGAGAUUUAAUAGAAGAAGAAAAUAAUAGUGUUACCUUAAAUGUGGUAGUAAAAGCUUGCUCUAAAACUGUACAUAAUGCUUCAUCGAUAAAUGUUUCAGAGAGCAAGAUGACUGUAUGUAUACCUAAGUUAAAGGAUAUACCUGAAUACUCUGUUUUAGAAGUAAGUGAAAAUGUUCUUGAUAAAGAAACCAUAGAAUAUGAAUCGGUGGGGAAUAUAGAUUCUGUAAAGAUAGAAAAUGUAUGUGAUAGAAGUUUGACUGACAGUAUUAAUUUGACUAGUGAUGAAAUCUCUUCAUCUAAUAACGUGACAUGUGAUAUAAAAGUCAUAGAUAAUGUAAAUAUUGUAAGUAUGCUCGAUGAAUCAGUAAAUUUGCAGACUACUUAUGAAAAAGAUGUUGCAGAGUCUUUGCUUCUUAAUACUUGUUGUAAGAAUGACAAAGUAGCAUCAAAUGUGCAUGUGGAUGAUUAUAAUAAACAUGGUGUAAAUGAUAUUUCCAUGAUAAAUCAUGAUCUAUUAGAAAUUAAUGUAGAAAAAAAGAAAAAUUUUACUAACGAAGUUACCAAAACAUGUAGUGUUAAUGUUAACGAAGAAAAUGAAGAAUGGAUCGGUUUGAACGAUUCAUUGAGUCAGGAUAUAGGAGCAAAUACUUGCCAUGUGGAUAUAGAUCCACAUUCAAAGAGUACAAUUGUAAAUAGUAAAAUAAAUUCAUGUAUAUCUGAAUUAAGUCUUACUUCUAAAGAUAAUGUUGAUGAUUUUAAUAAUGUUAAUGCACAAAUACAUCCAACUGCUAAUAUCUGUACGAAUGAGGAGGAGGAGGAGGAGGAGGAGGAUGCUGUAGUUGAUUUAUGGAAAGAGGAUAAAUUGAAUGAUCUUAUUACAGAGGAGACACUGUUAUCCAAGCCAAAUAAUAUUGAUGCAUGUCCGACCGUAUCUGAAGAUGUUAAAGUUAACAAUUAUAUAGAAAAUAAUAUAAAUAAGCCUUCUGGUAAGGAAUCAGACUUAACUAUACUUCCAACUGUAAUAUUGUCACAGACUAAAGAUAAUGUUUCUGCCUCUGUUAAAAAAACUCUUCAAGAUUUUGAAAAAUCAGACUCUGAAGAUCUUAUAUUUUGUAUUACCGAUAUAUCUAAUUAUGGAAACUCUGUUAAAGACGAAGAAACACAUUCAUCUAGUAUAGUUUCUGAUGCAUGGCAACAGAAUAAUAACGCGCCAGAAAUAGAAACUUCAUUUUUCGAUCUACCUCAAACAUCUCAUUCGUCAACAAGUUUAAUUAUUGAAAAACCCGAAAAUAUUCAUAGGAAUAGUCAAGAUUCAGGAAUCGAGGAAUCCAAUUUGUUGUCAACUUCAGAAGAUAACAUUCCAGAGGUGGUAGUUCAGCCGCAACACAAAGAAAGUUUCCAGGAAAGCGUUGAUUCUGGAAUAGAAACUGAAUGCUCAUUGGUAUGCGUUAAAGUUAAUCCUAGCAUGGAUGAUACUACUACGAAAACUGAAAUCAUUAAGAACAAAUCAUCCAACAAUGUUGAUGACAAAGCUGAAUGCCCCCCUUGUAAGCGCAUCAAUGAUCUCACAGAUUUUCAAUCUGAUAUUAUUGAACAUAUACAACCGAAAAAUAAUGACACUGUAAGUGAAGUAGAUUAUUCGUAUCUUGAUAUGGUCAAAUGCGCAGUGGUCACGUCUACUACGUGCUCGAUAGGUGGAAUAGAAAUCACGAAUAACACGGCGGUUGGAACUAAUUCUGAAGAAGAUGAUAGGAUAAAUGCUGAACCGCCUGUAGUUUUUCAUGUUACAAGCCCGAAGUAAUACGGACCUCACGGAUGACGAAGAAGAAGAAGAAGAAGACGAUGAAGAGGACGAGGACGACGAGGCAAUUUACGAGGACGA
Molecule: messenger RNA, 5565 nt
Organism: Polistes dominula (European paper wasp)
Lineage: Eukaryota; Metazoa; Arthropoda; Insecta; Hymenoptera; Vespidae
Molecular function (GO): protein binding
Source: RefSeq, a predicted model, not a curated record